Messenger RNA from Archocentrus centrarchus (flier cichlid), 1317 nucleotides. RefSeq names its product NAD-dependent protein deacylase sirtuin-5, mitochondrial-like. Gene Ontology annotation, cellular component: nucleus. NCBI's taxonomy places the organism in Eukaryota, Metazoa, Chordata, Actinopteri, Cichliformes, Cichlidae. The record is from RefSeq and is a predicted model, not a curated record. Bases 328 to 1242 code for a protein of 304 amino acids. Gene Ontology annotation, molecular function: protein-malonyllysine demalonylase activity; NAD+ binding; protein-succinyllysine desuccinylase activity. The transcript has 10 exons.
ACAAUAAAUUUACUGCGGCUAGUUAGUUUAAACACGCUCGGCCUUUUACUGCCAAGACGUUCAGAUGUGCGCGGUGGUUCCUGCUUGUGAGACAGCGAGCACGGUCUUGGGGCUACGCCGAGCUUAAAAGGGCUAAAUGUCAACGCAGCUGAUCUUUGGAGUUUGCAAAUGAUUUUGCAACUUGUUAGCUAAAGUAAGCAACGGCUCCUGUUCGUUUAUUCCUCUGCUGAAAGACGUCGUUGGGUUAUUUUUGGAAGAAACAGAGCAACAAAGAACGGCAGCAGCCGGACGUCCUGUUGAACCUGCUGGAACAUAUUAGACUUGACAAUGCUUCUCCGAAAUCGAGCUGUCAUUGCUCUUGGUCUUCGAAUGUGCUCCACGCAAGUGACCAAUGGAGUGCUGACUGACACAGCAAAACACAGCUCAGAUGUGUCUGCAUUCCGUGAGGUGUUUUCCAAAGCCAAGCACAUAGCCAUCAUCACAGGGGCUGGUGUGAGUGCAGAGAGUGGAGUACCAACUUUUCGGGGAAAGAAUGAGAAGUGGAGGAGGUGGCUGUCUCAGGACCUGGCGACUCCAGAGGCCUUCUCUCGCGACCCAUCUCGAGUCUGGGAGUUCUACCAUUACAGAAGGGAGCUGGUGUUAAACAAGAAGCCCAGCGCUGUCCAUUUGGCUAUAGCAGAGUGUGAGGCCCGGCUGAAGAAGCAGGGACGCUCUGUGGUUGUUAUCACCCAGUGCAUAGAUGACCUGCAUCGACAGGCUGGGUCCAAACAUGUGCUCAAUGUUCAUGGCAGUCUGAUGGAGACACGCUGUAUGAGUUGUGGGCAUGUGGCAGUGAACAAGCGAAGCCCCAUAUGUGCUGCUUUAAUAAACAAAGGUGACCCUGGCCCAGAUGUUCCUGAUGCCCAGAUUCCUGUGGAUAAGCUGCCAAGGUGUGAUGAUAGAGACUGUAAUGGUCUGCUGAGGCCCAAUGUGGUGUUUUUUGGGGAGACGCUGGAUUCUCACAUUCUGACCAAGGUGGAAAAAGAAAUUGAAACCUGUGAUCUCUGUCUAGUGGUGGGCACAUCUUCUAUCGUUUACCCAGCAGCCAUGUUUGGCCCCCGGAUUGCAUCCAGAGGUGUUCCAGUGGCGGAGUUUAAUAUACAUACAACACCAAAAUCAGAAUAUUUCAUGUACCAUUUCCAGGGUCCGUGUGGAACUACACUGCCUCAAGCUUUGGCACAACAUGAGUCAGAGGUUUUUUAAAAACCAGUGGACUGACUUUUUUUUUUUUCUUCAACAACAGUCAGAUUGGGGGGAAAAAAAAAAAAAAAAAAAAAA